ACAGGUGCACAACUUAGCGUCUUCUGAAGAACUUAGUGUGACACUAGAAACCUGUGCAAAUUAUCCCCAGGGAGAAAGAAUUAAGACUAACAAAAAGUGAUUUCGUCUGUUACUGCUACAUGUGAAUUCAAUAUGAACAUGACUGGCGGAAAUACCUCUUACCAAUUGAAAUAUAGAGAUAGAUGUCCACACAUACCGACGGCCGGAAAACUAGUACCUGCGGGAGACAGGGCAAAGAGCUGCUUACAAGAAGUGGCAAGGCCCUCCACCCCGCCUGUGGUAAGGAAAUUUCGCAACAGCAUCCAACCAGAACCAGGAGCUAUCAGAGUGCACUCAGGCAAAGCAAAUGAUCCAGAUGUUGCCAGCACUCUUGUUCAUGGCAUCAAGACCAAAUCAUCCCUCACCGGCAGAAGCUUGCUAAAUCCUCCCAAAAAGACCUUGCUCCAAAAGAAGUUACAAGAGCUGAGUGAAGUAGUGUACACUUCCAGUCAGAGAGCACCUUUAGGAAGAUCACAUGAUCAGCAUAUUGGACUUCCUACCUGGUAUAAUGACAAAAGUACCUUUGGUAUUAAAAUGGUUAAAGGGUUGGAUGUGUGGGAGAUUAUUAACCCUUCAAAAACAGCUGAGGAGGUGGAGAGGGAAUCUCAGGAGGGACACGAGGCUUAUGUUCGUAGCCACAAUGCCUAUUUUGUUGGUGAGCGGAUUGAUAGGAAAUAUGACUGGAGUCACUGCAGUAAAGACAGCAGGUUUGGUAUCCUCACACCUCAUUUUAAUGAUGGCCGUAAUCUUGGCAAAACUCUCCGCUGGCUUGGCGAGACACAGAAGUUUUACAAUCCAAAGACUGUUUGGAAGAGAUCUGGGAACAGGGAAAAGAUGGAGACACAAAUUUACAAAGCGAACAAGACGAGAGGAAAUUCCUUGAACGUUCCACCAGAUCAUACCUUUGGAAUUCUCUUACCACUGGAUGAAUUUGGUGUCGGAGAAACAAUCCACUCCACGGAGCCAGGGCAGUAUGUGAGAGGUCGAGACAGACAGCGCAGCCUUGUCAACACAGUGCGACACCACCUCAAGAAGGUCAACUUCCACAACUUCCCCUCCCUGCUGCAGGCAUUCAGACAUUAUGACAAGAAAGGCAAGGGAAUGAUUGAUAAAGAGGACCUGCGGGCAGUGUGCCGUCAGUUCCAGCUGGAUGUUAGUGGGCCGGUCCUGGAUGACCUGAUGGAUUACUGUGACACAGACAAAGACGGACUGAUAAAUUUCUUGGAGUUUGCUAACUUCCUCAACUGGAAGGACAAGAUGCUCAUCAACACUCAGGAGCAAGACAUCAUAACAAACGAGUGUCAGACCAGUGUAGCUCCAGCUAACAGAGAGAGGAAGCCUCUGUCAGAAUCAGAACAGCUUCCUGCCUCUCAGGCCUUGAUUAAACCUGAGGACUUGGAGCCCGUAGAGCAAGGCAGCUCAAAGAAGACUCUCAGGACCCUAAGGCGACACAAGGCAGACCCAGAUCACUUCAUCACCUCCUCCUCCUUCAUCGGGGCUAUCAGUGAUCGUUCGCUCACAUCAAACAGUCGCACAUAUGGGAUCCCGUCUGUGCGCUCUGACCUUCCAGCUCCACCCAUCAAGAGAGUCAGCGACACUACUAACUACGGCGAUACAUCCACAGCUGCAAAACUUCUGCAUCCAUCAGUUCACGCUCUCCAGGGUGUUCAUGAGGAGCACUUGCUCUGUCCUCGCACCAAGAGCGAGAUUGCAGAGAUCUUCAGGAAUGUGGGUGUGAAUAUUUCUGAGGAGACCUUUGAGGAGGCCUGGAAGCUGGCGUCCAUGAAGCAACCAGAUGGGAAAGUUUGUGUCGAGGUUUUCUGUAAUGUACUCAAGGAAAUUAAAGCAAUGUAAUAUGGAAGAUGUUUUUUUUUUACUGGUAUAGUGUUUCCCCAUCAUCAUCAUCAUCAUCAUAAUCAUUAUUUCUGUUUAAAUAUAUAUCUCAGCUGUCUGGUGAAAACUUUGUAACCCUAAAAUGUUUCGGUUUGAUUGGAAUGCAUUUUUGACAUAAUGAAGAAGAAUGGACUUUGGCAAGCCAAAAUAUCUGACCCUGAAGGAAGAAAGAUACAUACGUUUAGGAAUGGGACUAUAUAUGAUUUUUAUCACGAUAAAAAACAUUUACAAUAAGUCGAUUGUGGUGAAUUUCCAUAAUCGGGAUAAUCGUGACUGGGAAUAAUGGUUAAUAUCCUCACGAGUUACUUGAAAAUGCUGUCUAGGCCUGGCUUGCCUAUCGUAACCCAGCGGUGGCGAAGUUACGCUUUCCGAACCAGCAAAGCUUUCAACACAGAUGUAUGAAAAAAUGGUUCAUUUCCUGAGGCUUUUCAAAUCAGAGCUCAAUGGGCACAUCGGCUGGUCAAUGUGAGAAAAAGCGUAUGUUAUGUAGAACGUUUCACAAC
This is a messenger RNA of Seriola dumerili (greater amberjack), 2435 nucleotides long. It is a transcript of the gene efhb, whose product is annotated as EF-hand domain family member B. The transcript is spliced from 13 exons. The record is from RefSeq and is a predicted model, not a curated record. NCBI's taxonomy places the organism in Eukaryota, Metazoa, Chordata, Actinopteri, Carangiformes, Carangidae. Gene Ontology annotation, molecular function: calcium ion binding. The coding region runs from base 133 to 1893 and encodes 586 amino acids.